ACCCUUCCUGAGAACUACUUUUUUGUAUGUUUAUUCUCGUUCACAGACAAAACAUUUAUGAGAAUCGUUUAAGUGGAAGGAUUCACAUACGCAUCGUCAGUUAAGCAAGGCGCUUCUCUGCGGCUUCACAGCAGCUUCUUCCACAUCGACCGACGGACCGAGUCGACUCAGACGAGGGACGAGCCAAGUCAGCGGACGACUGGACGUCUGCACCGUUAACGGUGCUGUUCCUGGGGCCCUGCAGUCACGGCUUAUCUCGGGUCUUGAAUGCUGGGGAAUUUGGAGGUAAAGUGAAGCUGUGUGGGGGCUAAGACUCGUGCUCUUGGUCCCCUGCGAAUAUGUAUAUUUAAUUGAAAGCGUUUCGUGAUUCUGAUUCAGAGAAAAUGAGUUGCAGACUAGAGAGUCCAUUCAUUGCUUGCCAGUUUACCCGCGAUUUAUAUGGAGUGAAAAGGGGGAGAUUGUGUUAUAGAGGUGGAACUAGGAUACUGAAAAGGGAUAUUUGCAAAUGUAAAUGCUCAAAGAAAGAUAGCUGGAUAUCUAAAGGUGUAAACUUUACGCAUUCUUUAGAGAGAAAUGCUCAAUUGCUAUGGAAGAAGUUUGCCCUCAGAAGCGGGGGAUUGAUGUAUUCAGUUAAACAACCUUUGGUCCAAAGUAGGAGUUUCGUGAAAUGGAUGGUUCGUGUAUGGGAUGAAGGAUUACUUCUUGUGCGCUGUUCUGUCUUUUUUACGGUGAUAUCUGGAGUUUGUCUACUGCUUUGGUAUGGUCAGAGAAAAGCCAAGACCUAUGUUGAAAACAAGCUUCUGCCUUCUAUUUGUGUAUUAUUGAGUGAUUACAUUCAGCGUGAUCUGGAUUUUGGUAGAGUGCGGAGAAUUUCACCACUAAGCAUUACAUUGGAGUCAUGCUCUAUCGGUCCCCAUAGUGAAGAGUUUUCCUGUGGCGAGGUUCCAUCUCUCAAGUUACGAAUUCUGCCAUUUGCUAGUUUGAGAAAUGGAAAGAUUGUUAUUGACGCAGUCUUAUCAAAUCCAAGUGUUCUGGUAGCACAAAAAAAGGAUUUCACUUUCUUGGGUAUACCCUUUUCUGAAGGCAGUCAACAGAGGCAUCUGUCUGACGAAGAAGGAAUUGAUUACCGUACAAAAACUAGGAGGAUUUCCAGAGAGGAAGCGGCUGCUAGCUGGGCCAGGGAUAGGGACAAUGCAGCUAGGGAAGCAGCUGAGAAUGGUUAUGUUCUUCGUGAACGGGUAUCUUGUUUGUCAGAGGGCGACUUCACCAAUGGUGGUGUUAGUUCUUCGGAAAAAUUGGCAGCAUCUGAGUCAUUCUUUUGUAUGGAUGAGAAACUGCACUGGAAAGAUCAUCAUUCUUUGGACACUGUAGGGGAGUAUGUUAUGAAACAUGCAGAUCUCGAGAAGGCUUUUGGUGCCAAAGUUCCUCCUCCAGGGACUACAUUUUGGUCUCAAAUCAUGCCUGCUGUAGUGAGGCAUAAUUUCAAGAAGUGUAAUAAAAAAGAGUUAACCACAACUAAUAUUGCAGCUAAAAAAAGAAUCUUAGAGCGAAGUGCUUUGACCGCUCGCAUAUAUUAUCAAGCUCUAUCAAAUGGUACCAGGGGAAUUGCUACUCAAUCUCCUGGAGAUCAUGAAGUGAUAAGUGAGGCCAAAAGUGACGAGGACAGGGAAACUGUGAUUUCACCAGUGCACGAUGCUGAAGGGAACAAAGUUAAUGAUGAUACAACAUUUGAAUCAUUCAUGCAUGAUUCUAUGAGUAAGGGAGUCGGGGAACUUGGGCAAAACUUCAAAAGUGAACAUAUCAGUGUCAAAUUUCCUGGAAACUUUUUGCCUGGAGAAAAACAUGACAGUAGUUACAUUGGUAGUAUACCAUUCUUGUGCGAUCCUUUUCUUUUUAUGUUGACUAGACUGUGCGAGACUACGAAUCUUUGUGAAAAACUAUCAAUGAAGGAUGUUACCAGGAUUAAUGAGACCAACGAAGGUGAUAUAAAUGCUAAAGAAUCAGAAGUUCAUAUCAUAAAUGGAGAUGAUAGUAGUCAUAGUACAAAGCAAAAAUCUGAAUUAUCUACUGACUUGAUGCAGGAGGCUUGUUCUGAUCCUUCAGAUAGUCAAAGAGACCAUCCUUCUAAUGACUCAAGUUUUAAUGUCUUUAAUUCUUUUCCUCUCAAACACUGCUCUGAAAAGGUUGGGCUGUUCAGCCUCAAAUCUGUACUGCGCAACAUGACUCUGGCUUUGAGUCUUUUGAUUGGUAAUCCUAUUAAAAGAAUGGAGUUGUACAUGAAUCCAAGAAAUGGUUUUUCUGAACUUGCAGAAGAUGUUGAAGAAGAUGUGGUCAACAUAGAAAGAGCAAUUCCAGUAAUUUUGGAUUCCGUUCAUUUCAAGGGUGGCACCUUAAUGUUGCUAGCAUAUGGUGACACUGAGCCAAGAGAGAUGAAAAAUGCUACUGGGAGUGUCAAGUUUCAAAAUGACUAUGGUCGCGUGCAUGUACAACUCAGUGGUGGGUGUGCGAUGUGGAGAGAGAUGACACCCGAAGAUGGGGGCUGGCUGUCAUGUGAUGUUUAUGUCGAUAUGAGUGAGCAGAGAUGGCAUGCAAAUCUGAAACUUGCAAACUUCUUUGUUCCGCUUUUUGAGAGAAUUUUGGAAAUCCCGAUUACAUGGUUUAAGGGAAGAGCAAACGGUGAGGUUCACAUAUGCAUGUCAAGAGGAGAGAAUUUUCCUAAUCUGCACGGGCAGCUUGAUGUAUCUGAGUUAGCAUUUCAGAUAUAUGAUUCUCCAUCAGGGUUUUCGGACAUAUCUGCAAAUUUAUGCUUUCGUGCUCAACGGAUAUUUUUACACAACACCAAUGGUUGGUUUGGAGAUAUUCCUUUAGAAGCUUCUGGAGACUUUGGCAUUGACCCAGAGGAAGGAGAGUUCCACCUUAUGUGUCAGGUUCCUAAUGUCGAAGUAAAUGCAUUGAUGAAAACUUUCAAAAUGAAGCCUUUAUUGUUUCCGAUAGCUGGUUCCGUAACAGCUGUAUUCAAUUGUCAAGGUCCCUUGGACGCACCAAUUUUCGUAGGGAGUGCAUUGGUUUCUAGAAAAGUUACAUAUUUGCCCAACCAACAUCCCGUGUCAAUUGCAUAUGAGACUGUGGCUAAAAAUAAAGAGGCUGGGGCUGUUGCUGCAAUGGAUCGUGUUCCCUUUUCAUACAUCUCGGCCAAUUUUACUUUUAACACUGACAACUGCGUUGCUGACUUGUAUGGAAUCAGAGGCAGCCUUGUUGAUGGGGGUGAAAUCCGUGGCGCAGGGAAUGCAUGGAUUUGCCCAGAGGGUGAAAUCGAUGAUACAGCAAUUGAUGUAAACUUUUCAGGAAGUUUAAGUUUUGAUAAUAUCAUGAAUCGCUAUGUCCCUGGUUUUCUUCAAGUGACGCGUCUUCGGCUAGGUCUUCUGAAUGGGGAAACAAAGCUUUCUGGCUCGUUAUUCAAACCAAGGUUUGAUAUCAAAUGGAAUGCACCAAAAGCUGAUGGAUCACUCACUGAUGCUCGUGGAGAUAUCAUACUUUCUCAUGAUUGUAUUACUGUCAGUUCUUCGUCGAUAGCUUUUGAAUUGUAUUCAAAAGUAUUAACAUCUUAUCCAGAUAAAUAUUGGUUAAAUCCCACGGAAAAUGAUGAGAAGAUUGCCCUGCCUUUUGUUGUGGAAGGACUAGAAUUAGAUUUACGAAUGCGCAAUUUUGAAUUCUUCAGCUCAGUCUCUUCUUAUGCUUUUGACUCUCCAAGGCUGGUGCAUUUGAAAGCAACUGGAAGGGUUAAGUUUCGGGGAGAAGUUGUAAACUGUUGGAAUGCUACUGAUGAGAAAUUAUGGCAUUCCAAUAGGAGCGCAGAACAUGUAACUAAGGAUGACAAUGGUUCACAUAUUCUUUCUGGCGAUGUUUCAAUUUCGGGUCUUAAACUUAAUCAAUUAAUGCUGGCACCUCAGUUAACUGGAGUCUUGAGCAUGACAAAUGAGGUUUUGAAGUUGGAUGCCAUAGGUAGACCAGACGAAAGUCUUGCACUGGAGAUCAUAGGACUCUUUCAGUCUCUUUCAGAAGAAAAUGUUAUUGGCAAGUCGUUCUCGCUUUCCCUCCAAAAAGGGCAUCUAAAAACCAAUGUGUGCUACCAACCACUACAUUCAGCUAAUCUGGAGGUACGCAAUUUGCCUUUGGAUGAGCUUGAGCUUGCUUCAUUGAGGGGAACGAUUCAAAGGGCAGAGCUUCAACUUAAUUUCCAGAAACGAAGAGGUCAUGGUUUGCUGUCAGUUCUGCGUCCGAAGUUCAGUGGGAUGUUGGGUGAAGCUCUAGAUGUGGCCGCUAGAUGGAGUGGAGAUGUAAUUACCAUUGAGAAAACUAUUUUGGAACAAAGUAACAGCAAGUACGAGCUUCAGGGUGAAUACGUUUUGCCUGGAUCCCGAGAUCGAAGCUCAUCUGGAAAGGAAGGAGGUAGUUUAUUUCAUAGGGCAAUGACGGGCCAUCUGGGUAGUGUAAUAUCUUCCAUGGGAAGAUGGCGAAUGAGACUAGAGGUUCCGAAAGCUGAGAUUUCAGAGAUGCUUCCACUGGCACGCCUUCUCUCUCGAAGUUCAGACCCUGCUGUUCAAUCUCGAUCAAAGGACCUUUUUAUCCGAAGUUUGCAAUCAGUGGGACAAUAUGCAGAAAGCCUGCAAAGUCUGCUGGAGGAAAUUCAUGUUCUUUUUACCCCCUCAGAUGAAGUUGUCCUUGAAGACUAUAGCCUUCCCGGAUUGGCUGAACUUAAAGGUCGCUGGUGUGGUUCUUUAGAUGCAAGUGGAGGAGGCAAUGGAGACACAUUAGCAGAAUUUGACUUUCAUGGGGAAGAAUGGGAGUGGGGAACUUAUAAGACACAGCGUGUUCUAGCAGCUGGUGCAUACAGCAAUGAAGAUGGUUUGCGGCUAGAGAGAAUCCUAAUCCAGAGGGAUAAUGCCACAAUACAUGCUGAUGGAACCUUGCUUGGGCCAAAGACCAAUAUGCAUUUUGCUGUUCUGAACUUUCCUGUUAGUUUGAUUCCUACAUUGGUUCAGGUCAUUGAAACUACAGCCACUGAAGCUGUUCAUUCUCUGCGGCAGUUUUUAGCACCAAUAAAGGGUACACUGCAUAUGGAAGGGGAUCUUAGAGGAAGUCUUGCUAAACCAGAAUGUGAUAUACAAGUAAGGCUUCUUGAUGGUGCCAUUGGCGGAAUUGAUCUUGGGCGAGCUGAAAUUGUUGCUUCCUUAACUCCUGCAUGUCGUUUCCUUUUCUAUGCUAAACUUGCACCAACCAUACAAAAUGGUCAUGUCCACAUUCAAGGAAGUAUUCCUGUAACCUUUGUCCAAAACAAUGUAGAAGAAGAAAAUUCAGGAACUGUAAAAAAUGAAGUGAUGUGGAAACGUUAUUCUGGUACAGAUAAGAAUAUAGGCAUUACAGGUGAAGGUAUUGAUAGGAGGGGGUCUAAAGAGAGAGGUGGGGAGGGUUGGGAUAUUCAGAUGACAGAAAACCUCAAGGGUUUGAACUGGAAUGUACUAGAUUCAGGAGAAGUAAGGAUAGACGCUGAUAUUAAAGAUGCUGGCAUGAUGUUGUUAACUGCUCUGUCUCCUUAUGCCAACUGGCUACAAGGCAGUGCUGAAGUUAUGCUCCAGGUUAGUGGAACAGUUGAACAACCAGUACUUGAUGGAUCUGCAUCAUUCCACAGGGCAACAAUAUCUUCACCUGUGCUUCGAAAACCACUUACCAACCUUGGCGGUUCUGUUCUUUUGAAAUCAAAUAGACUGCACAUCAGUUCUUUGGAGGGCAGAGUAAGCAGAAAAGGGAAACUGUCAUUGAAGGGUAAUUUGCCACUCAGAACAGGUGAAAUAGCAGCUGAUGAUAAAAUCAACCUAAAAUGUGAAGGCUUGGAAGUACGGGCCAAAAAUAUCUUAAGUGGUCAGGUUGACACUCAAAUGCAAAUAAGGGGGUCCAUAUUGCAACCUAACAUUUCUGGAAAGAUAAAACUAAGUCAAGGUGAAGCAUACCUACCACAUGACAAGGGCAGUGGAAUUGCUCCUCUUAAUAGAGGCACAUCGUAUCAUACAAGGCUUCCUGAUGAUGCUUACAAUCGUUUAGUUGUGUCAAAGUAUGUUUCACGAUUUUUUAAUCUAAAGCCGGCUGCGUCCAACCUCCAGCUUCAUCAAUCAUCAGGUAAACAUAUUGAAGAUGAUAACAGCAUGGUGAAAAUAGACAACCCUAAACUUGAUGUCCGCCUUUGUGAUUUGAAGCUUGUUUUGGGACCAGAACUGAGGAUAGUCUAUCCUUUAAUUCUCAAUUUUGCUGUCAGCGGAGAGCUCGAGUUAAAUGGUGUUGCUCAUCCAAAAUGGAUAAAACCCAGAGGAAUUCUGACAUUUGAGAACGGUAAUGUGAAUCUUGUCGCUACUCAGGUGAGGCUUAAGCAUGAUCAUCUGAACAUAGCAAAGUUUGAGCCUGAUAAUGGACUUGAUCCAAUGCUGGACUUAGCUUUGGUUGGUUCAGCGUGGCAAUUCAGGAUCCAAAGUAGGGCUAGCAAAUGGCAGGACAAGAUAGUUGUCACAUCAACCCGCUCUGUGGAGCAAGAUGUCCUGUCACCUUAUGAGGCUGCAAGAGUAUUUGAAAGCCAAUUAGCCGAAUCCAUCUUAGAAGGUGAUGGCCAGCUCGCUUUGAAGAAGCUUGCUACUGCAACGCUGGAGACAUUGAUGCCUAGGAUUGAAGGGAAGGGCGAGUUUGGACAGGCUAGAUGGAGGCUUGUUUAUGCACCUCAGAUUCCGAGCUUGCUGUCUGUCGAUCCCACUGUUGAUCCUCUUAAAUCUUUAGCCAACAAUAUUUCUUUUGGUACUGAGGUUGAAGUACAACUGGGGAAGCGCCUUCAGGCAUCUGUGGUUAGACGGAUGAAGGAUUCAGAAAUGGCAAUGCAGUGGACUUUGAUCUACCAACUCACAAACCGUCUGCGUCUACUCCUACAAUCUGCUCCACACAAGCGUCUGCUAUUUGAGUAUUCAACCACAUCACAAUAAUAGGCAAACUGGCUACAUGGCCACUUAGAUGUCACAUGGUACACAAUUAUGUUUUAAGAUCCUGUGAUGCCCGACCCCAAAUUCCCUAGGUCCGAA
This is a messenger RNA of Cuscuta europaea, 7115 nucleotides long. Lineage: Eukaryota; Viridiplantae; Streptophyta; Magnoliopsida; Solanales; Convolvulaceae. The record is from the annotation of a GenBank genome assembly.